Molecule: messenger RNA, 1783 nt
Organism: Leguminivora glycinivorella
Lineage: Eukaryota; Metazoa; Arthropoda; Insecta; Lepidoptera; Tortricidae
Gene: Poxn
Product: paired box pox-neuro protein
Exons: 5
Coding region: 242-1336 (364 amino acids)
Biological process (GO): anatomical structure development; regulation of transcription by RNA polymerase II
Molecular function (GO): DNA-binding transcription factor activity, RNA polymerase II-specific; RNA polymerase II cis-regulatory region sequence-specific DNA binding
Source: RefSeq, a predicted model, not a curated record
CCCGACUCGAUCCCAUUCCAAAUUUGAAAAACUUUUUCUUUUCUAAACUGCCAGUGCGUUAGAUGUGAUGCUGGUUUUUUUUUCGCGAAGUUGAAAUAGAUUCUUAGUGGACAGUGUUUUAUAAUUGUGUUUUUGACUUUUCAUGCUUUUGGACUUUUUAAAAGUGAUUUGAACUAUGUUUAAAAUUUGUGGUUGCUGAUUUAACGUCAUUGCACUUGGAAAGGCUUGGGUUUUCGUCAAGAUGCCUCACACAGGGCAAGCUGGCGUGAACCAGCUCGGCGGUGUGUUCGUGAACGGACGACCGCUACCCGACGUAGUGCGCAAGCGCAUCGUAGAGCUCGCCAUCAUGGGCGUCCGGCCUUGUGACAUCAGCAGACAGCUGCUGGUGUCUCACGGAUGUGUGUCGAAGAUACUGACGCGGUUUUACGAGACGGGGAGCAUUAGACCAGGGUCUAUCGGUGGAAGUAAGACGAAGCAAGUGGCGACCCCUACCGUAGUGAAGAAGAUCCUGCGCCUCAAGCAAGAGAACCCUGGCAUGUUCGCGUGGGAGAUCCGAGAGCGACUGCUGAGCGCUCGCGUGUGCGAGCCCCACUCCAUACCCUCCGUGUCGUCGGUCAACAGGAUCCUGAGGAACAGCGGGCUGGCGUGGAGCGAGGAUGAAGGCAGGAACGAAUCUUACCCACCAUCAGAGCCUCAAAACGUCAUGGACUACAUGUCGCUGAAGAACCUACCGCCAUCGAUGCCGUCCCAGCAGAACCCGCCUUACUUCGCGCACACCGCUGUCAGGAUCCCACCCCCGCAGCCCUCCGAGCCGCUCUACGACCGCCGGCUCGCCACCUCCUGGCUCCUCGCCAACCAGGUGCAAGCCCAGGGCCUCCUCAAACCCUACCCCAUAUCCCCGUGGCAGAGGAUCAUGAUCCCCUACCAUCCGGACUCCAAAAACUUUACCCCCUACGCCAUCAAUCUACACAACGAUCUUUUAACCAGGAUCAAUCCAGACGAGGUCAAAUCAGAGAAUUCUGAGCACAUCUCUGUUGAAACAAGCGACGACAGCAGAGAUAAACCAGAGACGGAAGAGGAGAGAAAAACGCCACACGAGAAAGAGAAGAAGAAAAACCCUUACUCCAUCGAGGAGCUUUUGAAGAAGCCAGACAAGAUGGUGAAUUCGAAUCCUGUCGUGUUCCAGAACUUUUUGCGACAGCCUAGCGGAAGUAUGAUAGAGUACGGAACGAAAGAUUCUAGUAAUAGAAGCUCGCCAGCCAGUUUCUGCUCGGGGCAAAGUUCCAACGAUGGCUUCGCAGAGUCAGAGAGACCUGAAAUAAAAGCAGGCAACUAAAACCACUUGUGAGUAACAAUGUGAUAGGCAUCUGUUUAUCACCGGCCAUCGUAACAAAUUAAGUAUUUAAUUAUUUUUAGGAAAAAUAUUUAAAUUGCCAUAUUUCAGAAGAGAUUAUACUCUUGCAUUUGGUUAAGUAUUUUAUUUUUAUGUUAUUUGGUGUUGUAUAUAUAGGUAACAUAUUUAUUAAUAAGUAAAUCCUUUAAUUAUUUGACGACGCUGCUGGAAUACUUGUUUUUUGCAUGGGAAUAAGUUUCGUGCCAUACAACACUAAAUUGAUUUCCAGGGACUAUGCCGUAACAAAUACAUUUAGCAAACAAAACUGCAGUGUUAAGUAUGAUGAAAAUAAAUAUAAUAUACUGUUUAAAACUUAGGUACCUACCUAUUCCUUAAAAAAUUGUUUGUUGUCAUAAUUCAAGGUACUUAUAAAUUUUGUGGAUAGUUUGU